AAAAGCCGUUGGCCUCGCCCGAGGUGAAGGCUGAGGUGAAGGCCUCGUCGCGUGUCCUCACGCUGGAGGAAGGCGUUCGGGUUGGAAUUGUUGAAAGAAUCCUGAUUCAUUUUCACGAUGGCUACUGCGCAGCUCUCUCACACCACCAGAACACUGAAGGCAUCUAAGAACACAAUUUUCCCAUCCCAAAUCACGAAUGAGCAUGAGUCACUGGUGAUGGUGAAGAAGCUUUUUGCUACUUCUGUCUCAUGUAUAACAUAUUUGAGGGGCUUGUUUCCAGAGAGCUCUUACAGAGAUCGCCAUUUGGAUGCAUAAGAAAACGAUAUGAAAAGAUAGAGGACUCUCAGAGCUGGUGAGAUGGCUCCGCAGGCAUAGACGUACUUGCUGCUGAACCUAAUGAUCUGGGACCCAUAAAAUGAGGCGAGACCCCUACCUCAGUUUAAAAAUUCUCCGGGAAGACAAAAAGUGUCCUGGGUCAUUACAUAUUAUUAAAUGGAUUCAAGGUUGUUUUGAUGCUUUGGAAAAGAAAUACCUACACAUGGCAGUAUUAACACUUUACACAAAUCCCAAGGAACCUGAGAAAGUGACUGAGAUAUACCAAUUCAGAUUCAAAUACACAAAAAAGGGAACCACUAUGGACUUUGACAGCAGCAGUACAAGUUUUGAAAGUGGGACAAACAGUGAAGAUAUUAAGAAAGCCUGCUCCCUCCUAAUCCGUCAAUUGUAUAUACUGAUGCAGAACCUUGGACCCCUCCCUAAUGAUGUUAUACUUACUAUGAAACUCCAUUAUUAUAACUCAGUGACCCCACAUGAUUACCAUCCCCCUGGUUUUAAAGAAGGGGUGAAUUCACACUUCCUGUUGUUUGAGGGAGAGCCUGUGAGCCUUCGAAUGGGUUCAGUCUCCUCUGGCUUUCACAGCAUGAAAGUAAAAGUCACAACGGAGGCCACCAGAAUGCUUGAUGGGGAGAACAGUGUCAGUCAGGACGAUGGCACUACUAAGAUAGCUCAUCAGGGUCUAGACUGUGACGAGGAAGAGGAGGCCUGCGGCAGUCAAGUCCAAAGAAUGAAUUUUGUGCACAUUGAGCCAAGUUUUGAAAGUUCCAGAAAGAAGAAGAAGGUCAGCGAACCAGUGGCAGUCUUCAUUCCUAACAGAAAAUGAAACUUAGGUGCCUUUGCUGCACCUAUUUUGCAAAAAUGUAUGAAAUGUUGUGGUAGGAUAAUGACCAAGCCUUCUUCCUAAGGCUCUUGCUCCACUCUUUACUCAGUCUGUGAAAGGCUAAGCUAUAGAGCAGGCCCUAGGUUCACUUCUCCAGAAGGAACCAGGAUCAGCAGAGCUGCCUUGGGAUGGGAUUACCUCACGGCUGAGUUAGAGGAGACAUGCUCUGUGUUUGCAAAAAACCACAGCAGUUAUUUGGAAAGAAAUAAGCUGCUGUUCUUCACGAAAAGGGUUUUUCUUUACAUAAUUAAAUUCUCCAGGUAUCUCUGAAAUACCCUGGCUUGUUAGAACCUGUGUGUUGGAAUCCUUCUAUAGCUUUACUAAAACGCGCACAGGGCAGCAUGGGGUGUGUGGAGGUGCUUAGCCAGGCGUGAUUUAUAUGUUGAAUUCAGUCACAAAGUUGAUCAGCAGCUUGUGGAUCCAGAUGCCCUCCCUCCCUGUGCAGUUCCUCAGCUCUGCCCCAGGCCCUGCCCCAGUCCCAGUGUUGGCCAAUCCCAAACAGCUGACAUGCAGUUCAGGAGCCUGGUUUCCCUGUAAGACCUAUGUUGUGUAUUUUCCCCAAAAUACUUGAGUUUAUCUGUCUGUAACUUGCAGGUGAUGCUAUUUGUUCCCUCCAUAUUCUGGAAGAAUUUUGAUAGGCUUAUUGAUUAAUGUGAUAUGAAUAACAAAUGACUUAAAG
This is a messenger RNA of Mus pahari (shrew mouse), 1895 nucleotides long. It is a transcript of the gene Hormad2, whose product is annotated as HORMA domain containing 2. NCBI's taxonomy places the organism in Eukaryota, Metazoa, Chordata, Mammalia, Rodentia, Muridae. The transcript is spliced from 12 exons. The record is from RefSeq and is a predicted model, not a curated record. Bases 416 to 1159 code for a protein of 247 amino acids.